CAAUAAUAGCUAUCUGCUACAUAAAGAAGAAUAAAGGCUUUUCUAAUCUUUUCCUUGGUCUUAAAAGUACACCAGCUUCAAACAAAACUCCUGCCCUAGAAGAUUCUAAAGAAGAAGAUAAAAAUGCGCAAGCAUCUGCUGGCUCAGCUCCUGCACCAGAAGAUCCUAAAGCAGAAGAUAAAAAUGCACAAAUCCCUACACAAAAUUCUACUGGCUCAGCUCCUGCACCAAAAGAUCCUAAGGAAGAAUCCUCGUCUUCUAAAACCUUAACCCCCACUAACUCACCUGCUAAUGAGGUAGGUUCUAGUGGCUCAAAUCCUUCUACUAGCUCAGCCACCAAAGAAGAAACUUCUCCUGAGGUAAAUAGCCAAAAUACACAGGACAAUACUAACAACAGUGCGGGACAGCUUCCAUUACAACCCAAAUCUGGUAACUCUAAAGAAGAUGAAGGGCUCAAGAGCAAUAAAACUCUACCAGAAGAGAAUGACACCAAAAAGGGUAAUCUCUCUGUAGCUGAAAGUUCUGAAGAAGAUAAGAGUAAGGAGAAUGCAAAGGAGGAAGACAACUCCAAUGGAAACAGCUCUAAAGAAGAUAGCACUAAAGAAGAUAGCACUAAAGAAGAUAAUCCCACUGGAGCUGAAAAGACCAAAGAAUCCAAUCCUAAAAAGCCUCCAAAGAAAGAAGCUAAGUCCAAGCUGCCUAAGCCUAAAGCAACUAAAGCAAAGAAAAAUGUAUCUGAUAAAGCUAAACAGCUAGAAGAAAAUAAGUCUAAGAGCACUAAUCCAAAUGGAAAUGGUCAGAACAACAAAAAUAACUCCAAUAAGAGCAAACCAAAAAGUGCAUCGCCUGAGACAAGACCAAACUGGGUAAAUUGA
Messenger RNA from Nematocida minor, 875 nucleotides. RefSeq lists its product as uncharacterized. The transcript has a single exon. The record is from RefSeq and is a predicted model, not a curated record. The annotation marks the transcript as partial. Lineage: Eukaryota; Fungi; Microsporidia.